Messenger RNA from Melanaphis sacchari, 1592 nucleotides. Its product is annotated as tRNA (guanine(37)-N1)-methyltransferase. Gene Ontology annotation, cellular component: cytoplasm; mitochondrial matrix. Lineage: Eukaryota; Metazoa; Arthropoda; Insecta; Hemiptera; Aphididae. Gene Ontology annotation, biological process: mitochondrial tRNA methylation; tRNA N1-guanine methylation. The coding region runs from base 249 to 1592 and encodes 447 amino acids. The record is from RefSeq and is a predicted model, not a curated record. The transcript has 2 exons.
AUGCAAUAUGCAUGCUAAAUGUGGUUAUGUAGUUAUGUGAAUUGAGGAAGUAGAACACCAACACUUUUAAAUAACAAUAUUUUUAUACAUGCGUAAUAGUUAAUAUUAUUAACUAAAUCUGUAUUGCUAUUUGCCAAAUUUAACCAAUAAUAUUUAUUUUUGUAUUGCCUUCAUCACAUUCAAUAUCAUAGUAUACAUCCUAAAUUCUGUAGAUAUGCUUACUUGAUGAGUUAGUAGAUUUAAAUUUGAUGAAUUUAACUUGUCGUCAAUCACUACGUCAUUUUAUAAGCAAAUAUAUUCGAUCAAACAAAACUAUUAUGAACGCAUUAUUGCCACCAGAUGAAGUACGAGGUAUGAAAGUUUUUAAAAUUGAUAAAUUCACAAAACCUGUAACUGUACCUGUUAUAGUAUUAAAUAAAAAUUAUGUUGAAAGUGCUAAUAAAGUAUUAAAAAAAUAUAUUAUUAAGCUAAACAACUUCAAGCCUAUUCGUAAUGGCUCUAAUGAUUCUGAAUGUGUUUUUUAUCUUGAUCCAGCCAAAUUUUCUUCGUGUGAAGAUCUAAACUUAACCUUUAUUUCCACUAAAAAUUUAAAAUAUGUACAAAUUGAGGUGGGCUAUAAUAAUUGGAAUCAUGAUGAAAUACUUAAGGCAGUCUUGCCUGAAAAAUCUAUGUUAUCAAGUUAUUCAGCAAUUGGAUCAAUUAUACAUGUGAAUUUAAAACCAGAGUUGUUGGAUUAUAAGGAUAUUAUUGGUCGAGUACUUAGUGAUAAACUAAAGGGGUGUAAAAGUGUAGUGAACAAAAUUGACAAUAUAAAUAAUGUGUAUAGAAACUUUGAAUAUGAAAUUAUUUAUGGUUCAUCUGAUUUAAAAACUACAAUUAAAGAAAAUAAAUGCUUAUUUGACCUAGAUUUUUCAGAAGUUUAUUGGAAUCCAAGACUAUGUACUGAACAUGAACGUAUUUUGCAAAAAUUAAAAUCAGGUGAUAUUUUAUAUGAUGUGUUUGCUGGAAUAGGACCAUUUUCCGUACCGGCUGCAAAAUUGGGAUGUAUAGUAUUAGCUAAUGAUUUGAAUCCUAAUAGCUGUAAAUGGUUAGAAAUAAAUAAAAAAAAGAAUCGUAUUAAAGAUGAACUUUUAACAAUUAUCAAUAAAGAUGGGAGUAAAUUUAUUCAAGAAGAUUUAAAGACACAUUACAUUUCAUGGUCAAAGACAAUUACUUCAGAAAAUAAAAUACAUGUGACAAUGAAUUUACCAGCAAUUGCUGUUGACUUUAUAAAGUAUUUUAAUAAUUUAUUUGAAUGGGAAGAAAUAUCUGAUAAUUCUCUACCAAUUUUACAUGUUUAUACGUUUGUAAAAACUGAUAAAAAUUAUGAAGAAGGCCUAAAAUCAAUAAUGGAAGAAUACUUUAGUAAUGUCAAUAAUGAUGAUAUUCAAGAAAUUAUAAGAGUCAGAAAUGUAGCACCUAAUAAAGAAAUGGUUCGAAUUACAUUUCAAAUGAGGAAGGACAUAAUUUGUAAAUCUGAAAGCAUUAAAAAAAGAAAAUUAAAUGAAAUUAAAAUUGAUGAUAGUGUUAAAAAGAACAAAGAGGAUUCAUAA